Molecule: messenger RNA, 800 nt
Organism: [Torrubiella] hemipterigena
Lineage: Eukaryota; Fungi; Ascomycota; Sordariomycetes; Hypocreales; Clavicipitaceae
Source: the annotation of a GenBank genome assembly
GUACAAUGAUAAAAUUUGUUACCUACAGGUAUAAAUAUCGCAUCGUCGCCAGCAAACAGCCGUUCUCGUUACAACAAGACACUACAUCUGACGUAGCUGAAAACUCCUCUCCAACACUUAUCUUUAAUUCAAUAUGCAUUUCCUGACAACCUUUGUUAUCCCAGCCAUACUUGGCUACACGGCUGCCCUGACCUUGCCCGAGACUGCUGGAACGCACCAGUUGCAGAAGCGCAAGUGCUUUGCUACAGGCCAAGACUAUGGCGACCAGUAUAACGAGGCACUUCACCUGGCUGAUCAAGUUUGUUCCCAGGUGUUUGCGGGCGAAUGGAUCAGGGGUAACAAGCGUUCUAUUUGCUACAACACGAGUGGCGGGCACAGUGUCGUCUUCACGCUUGGUCUACUUGGGCCAAAUGCUGGCCCUACCCGGACAAUUGGCGCCACCGAGUGCUCUAACGGCAUGCAGAAGGAGGUGAUAAACUGCGGUAAAGGAGGAGAAACAACCUAUGGAAACUGGUAUUAUCGGUCCGUACACCCCCUCAAGUAUUCCUAGUAUAAGCUCCGGACCGCUUCUAACGACGUCUAUGUACAGAGCUGAUCCCAACAAGGGUGGGUGUUGAAAUGCUGUAUAGAAUUAAGGAUCUUCUUAUUUCUUUACAAAUGUUGCUAGCAAUUUAGACACCUCAAACUAUACAAUUCACCAGUGAUCAUGUGUAGGCAGAGUCACCGCCAAGAUACAUAGAUAGCAACUUUCACUCAGCCACACUAGACCGGCAUUUUAUAAGAUCAGUAUGCAAAGCGAG